AACUUCGGUCCCAAACACACUGGCAACAAAAUGGAUUACAAUACAGCCAAUCGUUUCCAAGAGCCGGUGAGCCGCUUUAAGGUCUAUGAGGAUUAUUUGGACUCCAAAGUGAUGCCGAUGGAUUUGUUUUACUUGAAAAGCAGGGAGUCAGCCCGUAAGCUGGUGGAGCACGGCCACAAGGGCACGGUGCUGAGCCGGGAGGAAUUUCAGGAGCGGAAAGCAGCUGCGCAGGCGGCAGCGGAGGCGACCCGCUACGAGCGGAACCGGCCGACGACACUGGCGAGCGCGGGAAGGCGAGUCAAAGAUAACUUCCUGAAGGCGCUGUCCGAGCGCGAGGAAGCCAACCGCGCUGGGAAAAUGACGUCGCUGAUCUUCAUACGAGAUCGUAACGCUCUCGGACAGGAAGUGUCUGGCUAUAUAGACUACGCCCACAGACUGAAGGUCCAGGACUUUCAGGCGUAUUUCAACGCAAACAAGAGGCUCAUGCCAGGACGCUUGGAUUUAUGCUUCUACAACUGGACCACACGGGUGUCCGCCUCCGCCUGCAGCCCAAACUACGAGGUCAUCUACGACGACCCCAACGGCCUUCUCUUCCAAAGGAAGCGCGACAAAAAGAUCCUCAAUGUGGACCCUUUGUCGGGUCCUGGCGAGGACGCCAAAAGGAGCGUGGUGCAGUCGGGCCUCUACAUGCAUGUCGUCAUCUUGGACCACUACAUCAGAAGCGUCUGAGCACACACACACACAGAGAGAGGACGGCAGGCCUUUAAUUUGGCGGGGAACAAAGCAAAGGUCCGCUGGGGAGGCAGACGUAUCACGCAUGCCAUCUGGGCGGAGGCCAACAUUCCCACAGCAACUUUUUCAACUUUUUCACAUUUCUAUCAACAUUUCAUCUUUGUCGCUUGAGUGAUUCGGACCAAACGGGUUCUGGACGCCAGCGGACCAGAACCUUACCCCCGUCCGCUCCAAACCGUCUCAUCCUUUGCCCUCCCGGCAUGUUUUUUUGGGGGGGGAUGUUUGUCUAAACA
Dunckerocampus dactyliophorus (ringed pipefish) is the source of this 1025-nucleotide messenger RNA. RefSeq names its product cilia and flagella associated protein 299 (gene cfap299). The transcript is spliced from 6 exons. The coding region runs from base 31 to 729 and encodes 232 amino acids. Lineage: Eukaryota; Metazoa; Chordata; Actinopteri; Syngnathiformes; Syngnathidae. The record is from RefSeq and is a predicted model, not a curated record.